GGCCUGGUCGUGCUGAGCGAUAGAUCGAGGGCGAUUCUGCAACACGCUUACGCGCUCGUCGUGAUGCAACCGAAUUCCGCGCCGCUCCGUCUGCACUCGACCCAUUCGGCAAGUUCAAAUUGCUAUGAGGCGUGAUGGCAAGUGUCUGGCGACUGGGCAAGCGGAGCAGAGAAUCGACAAACUCGUUUGCCUGUCCAACGGACAUGCCAGGUGAUUUUGGCGACGGUGACCAGUGAUGCAGAGUGUCGAGGUCUGCACUGUGCGACCAGACCUGCGAUAGAGGGGAGCUGAUCGAUGCAGUCGAAGCGAUAUGAUGUGUGAUUAAAGGACUCAGUGCAUGAUCGUGGAGUGGUGCAUAAUGCGGUGAGCGUUGCGGACGAGCAGCACCGCGUCGAUUUGGCACAAGCGACCCCUCCAAAUGCAAGUAGUCCUUUGGCAGCUGCGAAUCCGUGAUGUGCGAGGGUCGGGAACCUGUCUGAUCCGCGCGAGGCUUGCCUCGGCUCUGAGUGUCGCCCGUAGACUCUGCUUCGACGCGCGUCGCAUCCAGGGAGCUCCAUCGGUCAGACUGGCUUGGACGAGAGCUAGCACCAGCCUUGUGCUCGAAAGCGGUGCGAGUCGACUGCCACGAAUGUGUCUGCAGUGUCAAGGCGGAUCUUGGCGGCGGCGGCGGCGUUUGGGGCCACAGCAGUGUAUGACCUUCGUCAAAGUCCUUGUGUGGCCACGCAAAGCGCGAAGCAGCCGAUCGGAGGGGUUGUGAAGUGCCAACAAUGCUUUUUGCGUGUGCUUGAUGAGUAUGAUCUCCCGCGGAGAGGCUAUAGCCUCCCGCGAGAUCGUUGUGUAGCGGAGACGAAGCGGAUGCGAUCGAAUUUGUGGUCCGCUGAUGUUGAACCAGGGAGGUCGCCACAGCAUCCAAAUGCUGGCCUACGUCCAUCGUCAGGGACGACUCGCCGGCUGAUGCUCGUCCAGCGAGCCAUGUGGCCGCCACCUUGGUUGCGAAAAGGAGACCUGCGGCGAGGGGACAGAUGACAGCAGUGAUCCGCAUGUUAGGGUGCGCUUGGUCAGCUCGCUUUUUGCACGCGAUGCUGCACCGCUGGGUAGAGGAUUGGGGGGAUGUACCUGGCGCAAGUCGUUCGCGAUACGGAUGGAAUACUUAUAGGAUCCAUGAAGGCAAAACAAAACAUCACCAAUACCCCUACACUUGCACCCUCGCAUGCCGAAACCAGAGCAAGUGGCGAUGAUCGAGUCUGUGCCGGCGAGACUGUAGCCGAAUGCGACCCAGGUUGAGCACGCAAUGUCGGGGCCGCACGUCACAAGCGCAAUGUCGUCUUGUCCAUUGUCCAUGAGUCAACAAGUGGCGGGGAGCGCGACGAGAGGUCAAGCAGAGGUCAAGCACCGCUCUGUUAAGAAUGGCAGACUCGUGCAUCAAGUCGUUAGGCAAGCGGCUGAUCAACGUCACCAACAAGCAUUCAAUAACCGCUUCCCCGACGCAACCGGCACAACGUCUGUGCUCGAUUGUGGGGCCGCACGGUGGCGCAACAUGACCGAAGAAGUUGCGCCCAUCGUGCAAGCGACGCGUGCUGCAAGAUGACACCCUCAAAGUUGGGCGGUGGCGAGGCGACAAAGCGCGCCAAAGCUCCACGCCGACCUGCACAGUGAUGCUGGCGACAUCGACCGUUUUAC
Messenger RNA from Ceraceosorus bombacis, 1680 nucleotides. Lineage: Eukaryota; Fungi; Basidiomycota; Exobasidiomycetes; Ceraceosorales; Ceraceosoraceae. The record is from the annotation of a GenBank genome assembly.